Molecule: messenger RNA, 1523 nt
Organism: Sesamum indicum (sesame)
Lineage: Eukaryota; Viridiplantae; Streptophyta; Magnoliopsida; Lamiales; Pedaliaceae
Gene: PEX11A
Product: peroxin 11A
Biological process (GO): peroxisome fission
Cellular component (GO): peroxisomal membrane
Source: RefSeq, a predicted model, not a curated record
AAAAUAUGCGAAAUUCCAGGAAAUAGGUUUUGGAAAAAAAAUAUUGGCACGCGAAUCAAGAGUCAAGCGCCCUUCUCAUGACAGCUAAAUAUACCCUCUCCUUCUCCUCCUUUGAUCAUCAUAUUUGAUUAUUUCUUCUUGUUUCCGAAUCCAUGGAUUCCAAGUCUGCAACCCCUGAUCCCAAAACCCAGAACCCCAUUGCUCCGGCGAAGCCCACCUCCAAAAACCAGAAGGAUUUCCUCACCCAGCUCGAAAUCUACUUGGCCAAGCGCGACGGCGUCGACAAACUGUUGAAAAUCUCGCGCUACGCCACCAAGAUCAUCCUGGCCUCAUCCCUCAUAGCCCAAGAACCACUCGUUACACGCCUUAAAUCAUUCGAAUCGAGCGUUGGAGUCAGCCGCAAGGCCUUCCGUUUAGGGAAGUUCGUCCAAGAUGUUAACGCUCUCCGCUCGACCCACUUCACUUCUCACUCCGACUUGAAUUUCGUCCUCAAUGUUAUCGCGUAUGGUGGGGAGGGGCUAUACUAUUUCAUCGAACAGUUUGUGUGGUUGGGAAAAGCUGGAUUAAUCGACAAGAGGCGUUUGCCCGCGUUGCAGAAAUGGAGCGCCUGGUGCGAGUUUGUGGGCUACUUUGGCAGCGUGAGCUUGAAGGUGAUAGAAUUGAGGAAGAUUGAUGAAGAGGAGAGGUGUUUGGUAGCGAGCAUUGAUUUGGCGGUGCUGCGGGGGAUUGAGUGUAGGGAGGAACACGACAAGCUUAGGAAAUUGAGGGAGAAGAAGAUGAUGAAGAGGCUUUCGAUGGUUCAGGAUUUGGCUGAUGGGUUGAUGGCGUUGGCUGAUAUUAGAGACGGCAGAGGACGGCUUUCGGCCCCGCUUGUGGUGUCGUCUGCGGGGCUACUGUCGGCAUUGAUUAGUACUCACAAGAACUGGAUUUCUUGCUGAGGUUUUGAGGUUUUGAUCACCUGCAGACUGUAGGGGAAGCCAUUUCUAGUUUCUUCAGCCACCACCUAGUUGGUAAUGUCUUAGUUCCUCCAAUUAUGGGUUCCAGCAGCUCUGAAGCCGGUGCAGCCCUGAUGCACCUAGUUGAUAAGUCUGUCUUAGUUCCUUCAAUUCCGAGUUCCAGCAGCUCUGAAGUCGGUGCAGCCCUGAAGCUCCCGUAUCUCUUUCCAGGGAACGAUCAUUUUCCCUGAGUUUCUACGAACAUAUUGGCCGGAAACGUCUUGAUGCAUCUGUUAUUGUUCAAGUGGGAUUGUUUACCUCUUUCAGAGGAAUUUCUCACUUUCAAGAAAACUCCCAGUUUCUUGGAAGAUUCCAACAUUAUGAGAUUCGUCGACCUCCUCCUUCGAACAUGUCUUCCUAUGCUCUUAGUAGAUGGAAUAAAUGGGGUAACCUGUGAGGAUUGAACAGUGAGUUUCGACGGUUGCAUGCACUGACUUCCUCUUACUUUCUAAUUCAAUUUAAACAUGGCUACUGAAAUAUUUCAUACUCGAUACUAUACUCGUACGGAUACUAGAGGUUGAUUCCAAC